AGACCCUGUCUCUCGUACACCGCCCCAACCCCACGCCUUUGCCCUCGAAACUUCCUCAAUAGCUGCGUUCACACGUCUCUUUAGUCCUUCUUUAUCAUUAUACACACACCUGAACUGAAUUUUUCAAAAGUUCCAUUUUCUGAUUUUGACAAUUGAUAUUCUUCUAUACGUGUUCACACUUCCUUUCACACAUUCCAGACAGUAUAUGUAUAUCAGGUUUCAAUUCCAUCCACAAAAAUCCUGACUACUCUUCAUUUUUGCACUUCCUUCGACAAAUCAUUUGCAGAUGAAUGAAAAUAAGCAGAAGCAGCAGCAGCAGCUGAAGAAACGAAGAAGAAAUGAGAAUGCACCAGAGAGCAGUGUUGUUGAUGAAGAAGUUGAUGAAAAACAAGGUGGGGUGAAGACAAAACAUAUGAAAGAGAUCUUGACUUCUUUGAUUUUGCUUGAGGAUCAAGAAAAGGACGAUAGAGAAGAAUUCGCCAAGGCACAUCAAGAAGAAAGAUUACAAUUCGAGGAAUAUCACAACAAAAAGACAAGCGCGAUGCGUGAUUAUUACUCUAAGUUGCAGCAGGAUUAUCACGAGGAUGUGGAUCGUGUUGAUGAUGCUAGAAAAAGAAAGGCGCGUUCCAAUACGUUUGCUGCAUCCAAUGCCACUGCCAUCGCCCUUGCCUCGGCAGAUAUAGAGGAUUCCAUUUCCGGCGGCGAAGAUAAAGCUGCCGCGAGUGAUAAAGCCACGGCAACGGGGCCUCAGAGGCGGCUGUGGGUUAAGAGCAGAUCAAAAGAUUGGUGGGAUCAAUACAAUAGCCCGGAUUUUCCGGAUGAGGAAUUCAGAAAGGCAUUCAGAAUGGGAAAAGACACUUUUGAUUUGAUAUGCAAUGAAUUGAGUUCCGCUGUUUCCAAGGAAAAUACUAUGUUGAGAGAUGCUGUCCCUGUAAGGCAACGCGUUGCCGUCUGUAUAUGGCGGUUGGCCACCGGGGAGCCGCUUAGGCUUGUUUCGAAGAAAUUCGGUUUGGGAAUUUCGACAUGUCACAAGCUCGUUCUUGAGGUUUGUUCUGCGAUUAGAACUGUUCUGAUGCCGAAAUAUUUAAGGUGGCCGGACGAUGAAACAGUGAAUAGGAUUAAGAAUGAAUUUGAAUCCAUUUCCGGGAUAAGCAAUGUGGUUGGAUCAAUGUACACAACUCAUAUACCAAUCAUUGCUCCUAAGAUUAGCGUUGCAGCCUAUUUCAACCGGAGGCACACCGAGAGGAAUCAAAAGACCUCGUAUUCGAUUACAGUUCAAGGCGUGGUUGAUCCAAAGGGAGUGUUUACUGAUGUUUGCAUUGGAUAUCCUGGUUCAAUGCCUGAUGAUCAGGUUUUGGAAAAAUCGACACUUUUUCAAAGAGCAAAUGCAGGGUUCUAUAAAGGAGUUUGGAUUGUUGGAGGUUCUGGAUACCCUUUAAUGGAUUGGGUAUUAGUACCUUACACACAGCAGCACUUGACUUGGACACAGCACGCUUUCAAUGAGAAAAUCGGAGAAAUUCAAGGGAUCGCGAAAGAGGCGUUCGCGAGAUUGAAAGGACGAUGGGGUUGUUUACAGAAAAGAACUGAGGUGAAACUUCAAGACUUGCCUGUCGUCUUAGGGGCGUGCUGCGUUUUGCAUAAUAUAUGCGAAAUGAGGAACGACGAUUUAGAUUCGUCGCAGAAAUUCGAGCUCUUUGACGAUGAAAUGAUUCCUGAAAUCGGAUUGCGAUCAGCAAAUGCCAUGAAAGCAAGGGAUUCCAUUGCUCAUAAUCUUUUGCAUCAUAACCAUGCUGGCACAUCAUUUCUCUCAUAGAAAGUGAAAAAUCUUUGCUUUCAAGAAUUGCAAUAUCUCAAUGAAUAUUACAUUAUUCCUUUUUGUUGUAGCCUUGUAGGCUAAAGAAUCAUACACAAAUUAUAGAUACAGAUUGGUAGUUUAGUUUUUCACAAUUGACAAAUCGUUAGGAGAAUUAUAUUUAUUUCAGUUGCACUGUUUUUCUUCCAAAGGUUCGUAUUCUAAACUUUGCCUUCAAAUGAAGUUUCUUCCUCUC
Messenger RNA from Olea europaea var. sylvestris, 2048 nucleotides. Its product is annotated as protein ANTAGONIST OF LIKE HETEROCHROMATIN PROTEIN 1-like. Bases 287 to 1813 code for a protein of 508 amino acids. The record is from RefSeq and is a predicted model, not a curated record. The transcript has 2 exons. Lineage: Eukaryota; Viridiplantae; Streptophyta; Magnoliopsida; Lamiales; Oleaceae.